AUGAGCACAUUGCAGUGCAUGGGACACUUCUCCACUAUCAGCGGUCUUCCCAGUUUCACAGCCCCUGCUCUCGGGCCCCCCGCUUUGAGUGUCGGGCAGCUGCGCCUGCUCUUCGAGGCGCGCUGUUUGCGGUCGCCGCCGCCGCCGCCGCCGGGGAGCCCCGGUGCCCGCGGGGCCAAGCGGCGUGGGGGACAAGUCCCCAACGGGCUUCCGCGAGCUCCCCCGGCCCCAGUGAUCCCUCAGCUGACCGUGACCGCCGAGGAGCCAGACGUCCCCCCGGCCAGCCCCGGGCCGCCCGAGCCGGAGGGCGGCUGGCUCCCGGCCGUGGGCUCCUCGCACCUGCAGCAGCCGCGCCGCCUCUCCACCUCGUCGCUUUCCUCCACUGGCUCCUCGUCCAUGCCGGAGGACUCGGAGGACGAUCUGCUGAGCGACAGCGAGAGCCGGAGCCGCGGCAACGUGCAGCUGGAAGCGGGCGAGGACGUGGGUCAGAAAAGCCACUGGCAGAAGAUCCGGACCAUGGUGAACAUGCCCGUCAUCAGCCCUUUCAAGAAGCGCUACGCCUGGGUGCAGCUGGCCGGGCACACGGGGAGCUUCAAGGCGGCGGGCACCAGCGGGCUGAUCCUGAAGCGCAGCUCGGACUCGGAGCGGUACUGCCUGGCGCGGCUGAUGGCCGACGCGCUGCGCGGCUGCGUGCCCGCCUUCCAUGGCGUGGUGGAGCGCGAUGGCGAGAGCUACCUGCAGUUGCAGGACCUGCUCGACGGCUUCGAUGGGCCCUGCGUACUUGACUGCAAGAUGGGCAUCAGGACCUACCUGGAAGAGGAGCUGACCAAAGCCCGCGAACGACCCAAGCUGCGGAAGGACAUGUACAAGAAGAUGCUGGCCGUGGACCCCGAGGCGCCCACGGAGGAGGAGCACGCGCAGCGCGCGGUCACCAAGCCGCGCUACAUGCAGUGGCGGGAAGGCAUCAGCUCCAGCACCACGCUCGGCUUCCGCAUCGAGGGCAUCAAGAAAGCCGACGGAUCCUGCAGCACAGACUUCAAGACCACGCGGAGCCGGGAGCAGGUGAUCCGAGUCUUCCAGGAGUUCGUGCAAGGGGAUGCGGAAGUGCUGCGGAGGUAUUUGAACCGCCUGCUGCAGAUCCGGGACACCUUGGAGGUCUCUGAGUUCUUUAGGAGGCAUGAGGUGAUCGGCAGCUCCCUGCUUUUCGUACACGAUCACAGCCAUCGCGCGGGUGUGUGGCUCAUCGACUUCGGCAAGACCACGCCUCUCCCUGACGGCCAGACCCUGGACCAUCGGAGGCCCUGGGAGGAGGGCAACCGCGAGGACGGCUAUUUGCUGGGGCUGGACAAUCUCAUUAGCAUCCUGGCCAGCCUGGCCGAGAGAUGAGGCUAGGGACUAGGCCCCUGUCCCCGCACAGACCCGCUGGUCUCACAAAUGGACCUGCAGCUUUGUCCCCGCUGUGCAUGCUGGGAAGAGACAAACCCAGAGGUUGGGUGGUUCAUAGGGUCCUGUAGGGCCAAGUGCCAACCACUGUGGGACGCACUGCACGCACCAAGGCUGUUCCCCAUACAAACCCAAGCGGUCCCAGAGCCGAUGACACUAAGUUAGGGGGUGGGGGGUACACUGUGACAAUGGACUUCUUCCUGAGUCCAGCUAUUCUGAGGGGGCUCUGUACUUCUCCAGAGAGGUGAGAUAACGAAUUUUAUUUCACAGGCACUAGAUCUAUUGAUCUAUCCUUCCCACACUACAAUGGACUCCCCUCCCCAAUAAAACUCAAAGACACCAGCUU
Molecule: messenger RNA, 1789 nt
Organism: Myotis lucifugus (little brown bat)
Lineage: Eukaryota; Metazoa; Chordata; Mammalia; Chiroptera; Vespertilionidae
Gene: ITPKA
Product: inositol-trisphosphate 3-kinase A
Exons: 8
Coding region: 1-1386 (461 amino acids)
Biological process (GO): inositol phosphate biosynthetic process
Cellular component (GO): nucleus; cytoplasm
Molecular function (GO): inositol tetrakisphosphate kinase activity; inositol-1,4,5-trisphosphate 3-kinase activity
Source: RefSeq, a predicted model, not a curated record